Messenger RNA from Naegleria lovaniensis, 1671 nucleotides. RefSeq lists its product as uncharacterized. Gene Ontology annotation, molecular function: GPI mannosyltransferase activity; alpha-1,6-mannosyltransferase activity. The transcript is spliced from 2 exons. The record is from RefSeq and is a predicted model, not a curated record. Gene Ontology annotation, biological process: GPI anchor biosynthetic process. Gene Ontology annotation, cellular component: mannosyltransferase complex; endoplasmic reticulum membrane. The coding region runs from base 1 to 1671 and encodes 556 amino acids. NCBI's taxonomy places the organism in Eukaryota, Heterolobosea, Eutetramitea, Acrasida, Naegleriidae.
AUGAAAUCAUCGUCGGAUCAAGCUUCCCGUCGACAUGAUGAACAAGCACAUGCAAGGCUUGAAAUUGAUUCCGAUCAUACUUUGAACCAUCACCAACCACAAAAUGAUACACUCGUAAAAUUAAUUUUCAAAUUAACUGGUGUCGCUAUCAUGUUUAGAAUUGCAAUAAUUUUGUGGAUCAUCAUUGUGGAUUAUUUGGUGAAAGAUUAUGAUUCAUCUUCCUAUGUGGAUACAUUCUUCAAUCACGCUACUGGCAACAUCAAUGAAGACGGGCAUCAAAUGAAAAUAAUUAAUUACACUCUCGAAAAUCCUUUAUAUUACGGAAGAGGAUUUGCUCAUUGGGAUGGUGUUUUCUUUUUGAGAAUUGCAAGCACGGGUCAAUAUGAAUUUGAGAGUUUUUUUGCUUUCUUUCCUCUCUAUCCAAUGGCCAUUAGAACUUUGACACUGUAUGUGAUGAGGCCUUUCAUGUCAGUUCUGACCUCUGUCACUAACUUCCAAGUACAAAAUAAUCAUGGAGUCACACCUUUCAUGAUUAGUGGCGUUUUGAUUUCGAAUAUUUGUUUUGUAAUAUCAGUGGUAGUGUUUAUCAAGCUAACUUGGGAACUGGUUGGAAGGAAUCCAGCCUACACAAAUUUUGUUCGUACGAGUACUCUUCUUUACAUAUUCAAUCCAGCCACAGUUUUCAUGUCUGUCGUGUAUACUGAGAGCAUGUUUUCUCUCUUUUCAUUGUGUGGCAUGUAUUAUCACAUGAGAAAGAGACACUUACUCUCAUGUUUGUUUUUCUCGCUUGCCACAUGUACACGAGGCAAUGGAAUUGCUCUUGCUGGAUUUUACAUGUUUCAAUUCAUGCUGGAAGAGUUUUUGAGGUGGAAGAAUAGCAAAAGACAAGAUUGGACGAGAAAUUGUUUCAACACUAUUAAGGGAUUUCUCAAGUAUAUUGUAUUUGGAUGCAGCAUGGUGUGGCUUCCCUAUGUUGCGUUUCAGGCAUUUGGAUACUACCAAUUUUGCACAGAAAAAUCUAAUCAACUUGCCUUAACAAUCAUUGAAACACUCAAUGCCAAAAGGCAUCCUGCAAGUGUGAACAUUCAUUUUAAGGAUUACCUUGCUCGAAUUCAUCCCUGGUGUUUGUCAACAAUCCCUCAUCUCUACGGUUACGUACAGAGUAAAUAUUGGAAUGUAGGGUUCCUCAAGUAUUAUGAACUGAAACAAGUGCCAAACUUUAUGCUGGCAUUUCCAGUGAUUUUCAUUUCAUUGAGUGGCAUUGUACAAUACGCUCGUCACAAUAAGCAAUUCUUUUUGAGCCUUGGCUUGUUUCCACCAACCUCUCCAACUUCCCAACCUCAUACUCAACAGACACAAGAUCACAGCGAAUCGAGUGCUCAAUCAGCCCGACAUGAUUCAAAUGACACCACUUCAUACUAUCUCAACAACAAGUCCAUGAUAGUAUUUGUUUAUUAUUGGCUUGCUCUCAUUCUACAAGGUUUAGCCAUCAUGCACAUUCAAGUAUUGACACGUUUUGUAAGCUCUGCACUUCCCAUUUUCUUCUGGUUUUCAGCACACAUUGUUCUCACGUCCACUUCAAAAAUUGUUUCUAAUCUCAUUCUCAUUUAUUUUCUAAGCUAUGCCCUUAUUGGAUGUAUACUUUUCAGUAACUUUUAUCCAUGGAGUUGA